AUGUUGCUUGAACUGAGGGAGUAAGGCUUUUCUCCCAAACGCAAUCGUUGUUAUUCCUUCCAGCGUGACUCUCGUUUUAUUUAGCGAUACCGAACUAUGAAAAAUAUGACUUUCCGACGACGUGUAAUGAAGCUGAACUCAAACGAACCGGACAGCGGAUCCUUGUGUCAUGACAGUGGAGAUAUCUACUUUCUGUCCUCCAAAUCGGACAGCUGUGGGACUGUGGAUCGUGGACCCUCAAAGUCUGAGGUUUACAAUUAUAAAACCCUCGCUUACUCUGGAGGGACCUUACCGAGGAACUUUAAGAAGCAGAACGGAGGGCUGCAGAAAUGGAAGCCCCUCACUCAGUCACCAGAACUGCAAAGGAAAAUCGUGAUUCUGGAGAAAAAAGAGGAAGAGGCUUUUGGCUUUGAGAUCCAGACAUACGGGCUGCAUAACCAGAGUGAGAACUCAGUGGAGAUGUGCACCUUUGUUUGCAAAGUCCACAAAGACAGUCCUGCCCAGCUCGCAGGCCUAAAAGUUGGGGACACAAUUUCCAGUGUAAACGACACUCCAGUGGAAGGGUUUCGCCAUAAACAAUUCGUUGAACUCAUUAAAUCAUCAGGCAACAAUAUUAAGUUAGAAACUGUGUAUAAUGACUCUAUAAGAAAAGCGGAAUUGGAAGCCCGACUCCAGUAUCUAAAACAAACCCUUCAUGAGAAAUGGGAUGAAUACAGAUCUCUAAUGGUGCAAGAGCAGAGACUUGUACAUGGCAUCGUCAUGAGUGACGUGGCAGUGUACGAGUCUCUGGAGUCUGCCGGUGUGUAUGGCAGUCUGGGCGCUCCGAGUCCUGCGGCCCUGCGUGCAUUAUGCGGCACAGGCAGCACAAGCAGCAGCAUCAGCCAUCUGAGUGCCGCCACGACUGAAGACGACCCGUUCUAUCAGACCUGCAUCUUCCAGGGUGACCGCAUCAACAACGGCAGCAACAGUGCCAGCAAUGAUGAGCUAGAAGCAGAUCAAGAGAAGAGUCAAGGUGGUCAUCAACAGCUCAUCCGUCCCGCCAGUGAGCUUUUUGCUUCAGCUAAGACCACGCUGACUCGUAGUUCCAGUACGCGCAGCUAUCUGAGGGGCCCCGCGACAUCGUCGUCUUCAAUGCCGAACGGAGAGAAGCAGCAGUCUGGUGGAUUUAGCACACUGCAAAGUAAACCCAAACAGAUGAGCUUUAGACGAAAACUGUUGAAGUACAUUCCUGGACUAAAUCGACCCCUGGAGGAAGAGGAAAGCAAGCUCUGAGAGAACGGAGAUUCAGAGACUCAUUUACCCAAUGACUAGAAAUGUAUCCAAAACCAUACAAAUUUAAGACCAAAAUUGGAGGCCUAGAUAAACCAAAGAAUCCAGUGACAUCAAAGCGAGACUCGCAUAAGAUAAAUCAGGCUUUAAAUCAACAAUAGUGUUUGUUUUCUUUUUUUUGUUAGUUUGUUUUUGUAAAAGAAUCCAGUGACAUCAAAGUAAUACUCUGCAAAAGAUGAAUCAGGCGUUAAGUCAAUAAUAGUGUUUUUCUGGGUUUUAGUUUUUUGUGAAAGAAUCCAGUGAUAUCAAAGUGAUACUCCCAAGAUGAAUCGGUUUAAAGUCAAUAAUGUAGUGUUUUGUAUUUUUAUUACAUUUUUUCCCCAUUCAACCCAGAUUAGAUCAUGUCCAUCUUGGAAUCAAUGUUAAUUUGCAGGAGUGUUCAAUUCUAGAAAUUGGCUUGGAGAAAUGUUGAAAAAAGUGUCUAUGGCUUUGAAGUUUUCUUGUGUCAUUCAGUUCUAACGUUCAGUUUGGUUGGAAUUUUAAGUUCUUGCUUUUGAAAUACAAAUACAAAACACACAAUCAAAAGAUGUCCUGAAAUAUUUGGUAUAAUAUUAUUUUAUAUUAUGUAUACGCUUCAAGUUUGUCUAAAAUAAUGAGAGAUUGUUUAAAAUAUUAUAAAUAAUAUAACCAUUAUUGACAAACAAAUUGUCUUUAAUGCCACUGGGGACAAAAAAAACAACAAUCAAUGUGUCUUAAUAUCUUCAUUCCACAAACAUUUGUUAACAUUGUCUAACAAAUGUAUUUCCUUGUGCACUGUUUGCAUAAAACAAGUUAAUGUUUGUAAAUGUGUUUAGUCAUGUUUAAAUUAUUUAUUUAAUUUGUUUUCUCUGUUUUUGUGAAGUACUGUUUUUUAUUUUUCCAUUAUUUGUUAAGAUGUACAAAAUGAAGGAUUUUUUUAUUUGAUCGUUUAUAUGUGAAAUUAGUAAAUAAUUUGGUCCCGAAGGAUAUUUAAUGAGUGCCUAUUUGGCAUGUCUGCAUAAGUUACUUUUCUAUUUUUGGAAAUAUAGACUGAAAAUAAAAGGAUGUUAUUUGUUUUUCCUCAUUUGUUUUUGUUCUUUGUUGAAUUUUAUACUACUGCCGUUCAGGUUGCCUGUACAGAAGGGCACCUCACACUAAAUUCCCUGACAUUGAAGCAUAAGUGCUCUUAU
This is a messenger RNA of Xyrauchen texanus (razorback sucker), 2477 nucleotides long. RefSeq names its product general receptor for phosphoinositides 1-associated scaffold protein-like. Gene Ontology annotation, molecular function: protein binding. The record is from RefSeq and is a predicted model, not a curated record. Bases 97 to 1272 code for a protein of 391 amino acids. NCBI's taxonomy places the organism in Eukaryota, Metazoa, Chordata, Actinopteri, Cypriniformes, Catostomidae. The transcript is spliced from 8 exons.